This is a messenger RNA of Purpureocillium lilacinum, 837 nucleotides long. RefSeq lists its product as uncharacterized. NCBI's taxonomy places the organism in Eukaryota, Fungi, Ascomycota, Sordariomycetes, Hypocreales, Ophiocordycipitaceae. The record is from RefSeq and is a predicted model, not a curated record. Gene Ontology annotation, molecular function: carbon-sulfur lyase activity.
AUGGCCACCCCCAGCACCACCAAUGUGCCGCCGCCGCCGGCCGAGGAGCCGCUACGCACGUACCGCGGCAACUGCCACUGCGGCGCCUUCGUGUACGAGGCCGAGCUUCCGGAGAUCAAGUCCGUGUUCGAGUGCAACUGCAGCAUCUGCCACAAGAAGGGCUACCUGUGGGUGUUUCCCGGUGAGGGCAAGUACCGCGUCGUCAAGGGCGGCGACGAGACGCUCACGGGGUACACGUUUGGGCCGAAGAAGCUGACGCACAAGGUCCGCGCGAUGCAAGGCGUCGACACGUCCAAGCUGGAGCGGAAGCCAUUCAACGGAGCCGCGCUGGGGGAGGCGUACGUGCCGCCGGAGUACAGGGGCAGCACGCCGGCCGAGAUCGAGGGCCACCAGCUGUACACGGGGACGUGCCACUGCGGACAGGUGGGCGUUGCGCUCAUGAGCAAGCCGCUGGACGAGACGUUUGACGAGCUCAUGGUGGAGUGCAACUGCAGCGUCUGCGAGCGGAACGGCUACCGGUGGAUCUACCCCGAGACGUCGCGCGUCGUGCUGCACGCCCCGGACGCAGGCUCCAUCGGGCGGUACAGCUUCGCGCGCGGCAUCAUCAGCAAGACGUUCUGCCGGGCGUGCGGCGUGCCGCUGACCAACGAGCUGCGGGAGCUGUCGGCGGCGGACGAGGCGGCGCUGCCGGAGCGGACGGCGCGCUUCUACGAGUACGCCAAGACGCACCACCCGGUGAAUCUGCGCGUGUUUCCGGACGUUGACAUGGGUGUCCUGCGGGAGCCGACGCGCAAUGAUGGGGCGAAUAAGCUGGAGCCGGCGUAUGUGAACCCGUAA